Molecule: messenger RNA, 1662 nt
Organism: Mycotypha africana
Lineage: Eukaryota; Fungi; Mucoromycota; Mucoromycetes; Mucorales; Mycotyphaceae
Product: adenosylhomocysteinase
Exons: 5
Coding region: 96-1391 (431 amino acids)
Biological process (GO): L-methionine cycle
Cellular component (GO): cytosol
Molecular function (GO): adenosylhomocysteinase activity
Source: RefSeq, a predicted model, not a curated record
AGAGACUAUAUAAAAGAAAUUAAGCUCGCUUAUUUUCCUUUUUUUCCCCUCUUUUUGUUUUUUCUAAACUUCACCUUUUUGACACAGUUUUAAAGAUGGCCACUAACUACAAGGUUGCUGAUAUUUCUCUUGCCGCUUUCGGUUUGAAGGAAAUUGAAAUUGCUGAAAAUGAAAUGCCCGGUUUGAUGGAACUCACCCGUAAGUACGGUCCUUCUCAACCUCUCAAGGGUGCCAGAAUCGCUGGUUGUUUGCACAUGACCAUCCAAACUGCUGUCCUUAUCCGUACCUUGAUUGCUCUUGGUGCUGAAGUUACUUGGUCUUCUUGUAACAUUUUCUCCACCCAAGAUCACGCCGCUGCUGCUAUCGCUGCCUCUGGUGUUCCCGUCUAUGCUUGGAAGGGUGAAACUGAUGAAGAAUUCGUCUGGUGUAUUGAACAAACCCUCAUGUUCCCUGACGGUCAACCUCUUAACAUGAUCUUGGAUGAUGGUGGUGAUUUGACCAACAUUGUUCACGAAAAGUACCCUCACUUGCUCCCUGGUAUCAAGGGUUUGUCUGAAGAAACCACCACUGGUGUCCACAACUUGUACAAGAUGUUCAAGAACGGUGCUCUUAAGCUCCCCGCCAUCAACGUCAACGACUCUGUCACCAAGUCCAAGUUCGAUAACCUCUACGGUUGUCGUGAAUCUCUCGUUGAUGGUAUCAAGCGUGCCACUGAUGUCAUGAUUGCUGGUAAGGUCUCCGUUGUCGCUGGUUAUGGUGAUGUCGGUAAGGGUUGUGCUGCUGCUCUCCGUGCUUUCGGUUCUCGUGUCAUCAUCACCGAAGUUGAUCCUAUCAACGCUCUCCAAGCCUCUAUGGAAGGUUAUGAAGUCACCACCAUGGAAAAGGCUGUUGAAGAAGCUCAAAUCUUUGUUACCACCACCGGUUGUCGUGAUAUCAUCGUCGGUAAGCACUUUGAACAAAUGAAGGACGAUGCUAUUGUCUGUAACAUUGGUCACUUCGAUGUUGAAAUUGAUGUUGCUUGGUUGAAGGCCAAUGCUGCUUCUGUCACCAACAUUAAGCCUCAAGUUGACCGUUUCACCAUGAAGAACGGUCGUCACAUCAUCCUCCUUGCUGAAGGUCGUCUUGUCAACUUGGGUUGUGCUACUGGUCACCCCUCUUUCGUCAUGUCCAACUCUUUCUCUAACCAAGUCUUGGCUCAAAUUGCUCUCUGGACUGAACCUGAGAAGUGGACCGUCGGUGUUCACGUUCUUCCCAAGAAGUUGGAUGAAGAAGUUGCUCUCUCUCACUUGGGUAAGCUUGGUGUUGAACUUACCAAACUCACUCCUGUCCAAUCUGAAUACCUCGGUAUUCCUAUUGAAGGUCCUUUCAAGCCUGAACACUACCGUUAUUAAGCAUUUUUUAAUUGUAUAACUCCCUCUAAAAGAACAAACUUUGCUUUUUUUUUUUGUGUCUCUUUCUGCAUUUCGUUUAUAUAUAUCAUUUUAAUUUGAAUUUUUUGUACAGACAAUUCAACAUGUUCUUGUAGUUCGAAAAAUUGUUACAUAAUAAUCUUGUCAUUUAUGCUGGCUCCAAAAGCGUACAUAAGUAAAAAGGAUAAAAACUUUUAAUAAAACUGCCAUUCAACUGUGUAUUAUAUUUAUCAUACAGAUAUACAGAUACGUG